AUGUCAUUGCCAUCUUUGCUUCCUCAAAACAGCUGACAGUUGAAAACAAAUAUUUCGUGAUUUUUGUAAAUAUUGCUAGCGUUUUGAUAUGGAGGAGCAAGAGGAUCGAGAAAAGCUUUACGAAGAAGCCCACAAGAAAGUGAAACUGGGCGAGGAGCUGAAGAAAGCGCUGAAAGACUUUGAAGAUCUGCCUGGCGUCAGCAAAGUGCAGCGAAAAAUUCAGCAAGAGCUCAAGUUUCUCAAUAAGGUGAUUACUACAAAGUCCGUGAAGGAACACCACAUAACCAGCAGUAACUUUGUAUACUACGAUUUUCUCAUUAAAACUCUGCGAUUGCAACAAGGAGUAGUCGACAUCAACGCCGUAUUCCGGCUGGAGUCUAGGGAUAGUCCCCUGAGAGUCGACAUCGUGGCCAACAAUGGACUCAAGUGGGUGAAAGUGAUAGCCAGGAACUCGAAGUCCGUCGAGGACGCGGCCAGGGGAUGUGUCAGCAUCGGAGCACGAAGUGUCAUCGACCAGGCGGAGGAUUAUCUGGAGGCCAGCGAGCUGAGUUUCUGCAUGUUCCAGAGGCCGAAGAUAGUAUUCUACUUCUCCAACAAAAUCGAGGAUUCCCUGCACGAAGAGCUCAUGGAAAUGGGCGUGCAAACUGCUUCCUUGGACUCGCCAGACACCGACUUGGAUAUGUACGCCACGACCUCGAAUGAACUAAAUCUAGAUGUGACCACUUUGCUGGCCUACGUGAGUGCGCUGACCAACGGAUCCGCCAACUGGGUCUACAAGGAACCCCUGCUCACCGAACAGGCGGAAAGGGAAAGAGCCUCGCCGCUGAAACCGCUCCUGGAGAAAAUCCUAGAGGGAAAAACCUUGGUCUGCUGCCAGCUAGCCUACGAGGCCUUCCAGAGUAUUUUGGAUAUUGUCGGCGGCGAGGGCGAACGGAAGCGAGCCGAGGAACUGAUGAAACGGGUCACCGUUUAUCCGGAUGUGGAAACAAUACCCGAAGAAUUCUCCCACAUACGUUUCACUGCCAACGUAAACGAGCGAAGUCUGAAAAUCUUUAGUUUCGGCAUGGCCAGGCAAAUUUUCACUGUGACCUCGAAUAAGGCCUUUGUGAGAUCAGCUAAAAUGCAGGGUAUCAAUGUGCCUGUGUUUGUACACGCUUCAGUUGCACUUACCGAAGGUAAGCAGGCAACAGGAAGACCGCUUUAAUAGCCAAUAAGCGUUAAGACUAUUUAAAUAAAUUUUAUGUGAUUUUUUCAAAAA
Messenger RNA from Drosophila sechellia, 1258 nucleotides. Its product is annotated as UPF0415 protein C7orf25 homolog. Lineage: Eukaryota; Metazoa; Arthropoda; Insecta; Diptera; Drosophilidae. The record is from RefSeq and is a predicted model, not a curated record. The transcript has 4 exons. Bases 89 to 1204 code for a protein of 371 amino acids.